UCCAAUGUUGCUUAAUCUCAUGUCAUCAGCUACUUGAGAUAAUGGGGGAAUUCACCCCAGAUCAGCAACGGGCUUUCUGCCAGUUUGUUACCGGUGCUCCCCGACUUCCACCAGGUGGUCUGGCUGUACUGAAUCCCAAGUUGACAAUUGUUAGAAAGCAUUCAAGCACGGGCAACAGCACAACCAAUGGUUCUGGUCAAUCUGAAUCUGCUGAUGAUGACUUGCCAAGUGUCAUGACAUGUGCGAAUUACUUAAAGCUUCCUCCCUACUCCUCCAAGGAAAUCAUGCACAAGAAACUUCUCUAUGCAAUAAGCGAAGGGCAAGGAUCUUUUGAUUUGUCUUGAGUCUCCGAACUAACUGGCUGGAUUUUCGUUUUAGCAUAUCAGAAGCCUUACCUUCCAGGUUAACUGACAAAAUGGCUAGUUAAGGUCAGUCCUCGCUUUAAGAUAGAAGAUUGAUGGGUUGUCUUCUAUUCCUGAAAGAGCUUAUGAGGUAUUUUUUGGUGGAGCUCUGGUGCCUGUCCUUGUAAAUGAGGGUGAUAAUUUUUUCAUUUCCUGUCUUCUUUCCCUAUCGUAUGAACAUUUGUUAGUAGAUAUGUAUAUCUAUAAGGGCGUGUUGCCUAUUUCCUUUGAUGGCCGUACGUUUGGAUGUUAGUCGUUUCAUUUUACAAUUUUGUCAUUAAUGAAUCAGCCAUUGAGAGACUUACUUCUCGAAUUCUCUUUUACUCGAGAAUUCACCUAUCUAUAUAGGGUUGUCCAUCGUG
Olea europaea var. sylvestris is the source of this 763-nucleotide messenger RNA. Its product is annotated as E3 ubiquitin-protein ligase UPL3-like. Lineage: Eukaryota; Viridiplantae; Streptophyta; Magnoliopsida; Lamiales; Oleaceae. The record is from RefSeq and is a predicted model, not a curated record. The coding region runs from base 42 to 344 and encodes 100 amino acids. Gene Ontology annotation, molecular function: ubiquitin protein ligase activity. Gene Ontology annotation, biological process: protein polyubiquitination; proteasome-mediated ubiquitin-dependent protein catabolic process. The transcript has 4 exons.